Molecule: messenger RNA, 3649 nt
Organism: Labeo rohita (rohu)
Lineage: Eukaryota; Metazoa; Chordata; Actinopteri; Cypriniformes; Cyprinidae
Gene: gxylt1b
Product: glucoside xylosyltransferase 1b
Exons: 7
Coding region: 1581-2780 (399 amino acids)
Biological process (GO): protein O-linked glycosylation via N-acetylgalactosamine
Molecular function (GO): UDP-xylosyltransferase activity
Source: RefSeq, a predicted model, not a curated record
UGUGGUUUUUACCUCACCAUGAGGAGUGAUGCAAUAUGCGGCAUACGAGUUGAGUCACACAAGGAAGAGUAUUGUUUCUUACUUGACAACUACCAGCCGUGUCUUAACACAUCAUGACAAUUCAUUUCUCAUUAGGCAUUGCCUUAUACAGCAGAAAACAUUCCAUUCCUUUUAUCUCUGAUUUAAAUAAACAACAGAAAGCCUGUUCUGCUGGUAGAAAAGAACAUCAAGUCCAGUUCCUCCAAGCUGCCUGUAGGCAUUCUUAAAAUAUGAAUAUUCACAAUUUUAUAUCACAAUUAACAUAUGUGACCCUGGACCACAAAACCAGUCUUAAGCAGCAUGGGUAUAUUUGUAGCCGUAGCCAACAAUACAUUGUAUGGGUCAAAAUUAUUGAUUUUUCUUUUAUGCCAAAAAUCAUGAGGAUAUUAAGUAAAGAUCAUGUUCCAUGGAGAUAUUUUGUAAAUUUCCUACUGUAAAUAUAUCAAAAGUUAAUUUUCGAUUAGUAAUAUGCAUUACCAAGGUGAUUUUCUCAACAUUUUGAUUUUUUGCACCUUCAGAUUAUAGAUUUUCAAAUAGUUAUAUCUUGGACAUAUAUUGUCCUGUCCUAACAAACCAUACACAUAUAAAUCUCAUUUGACCCUUAUGACUGGUUUUGUGGUUCAGGGUCACAUAUUAGUAACUAUUUUAAUGAUACUAUGACUAAUUUAGUUACUAACCAGUAUUACACAAGUAUUUUUUUUAGUAGUACGUGUGGUGCUAACAAUUAAUUUUAACUUUACUCUUCUGCCAGUGACUAUGGCUAUAAAAUAAUUAAAUUCAAAUCCUGGUGUAACAAAUGUGAUUUAUUAUUAAUAAUUUAAAUUCAGUGUCACAUAAUUCUGUAAUCCAACUCAAAAAUGUUGCAAUUUGUUAACAAUAAAAGGCCUAAUAAAAAUCAGUUUACAUCUAAAAAUAUUUAGUAAUAACUUUAAAUAGCUGCUAGUAAGUUUUAAGGAGUUGAUAUUAAAGGAUUUGUCAAAGCAAGGGUCUUCUCACGCCAUUGGGGGAAGAACUUGUAUGUGGGGGAUGGUGGUGGUCGUUAGUGCCUGACUCAUUUAUGCGAAUCGGUUCCUUCGAACAAAUCAUUUCAAAGAACCGAUACAGCGGUUCUUUAAGUAAUUACGUCAUUGCUUGGUUUCUGGCAGCCUGGCAUAGUAUUUGCGUGCUCUAAAAAUGUUCCAGUAGAUUUAAAAAAACACGUAUUUCUUUAUAUGACAUGCUAUUUUUCUUUCAAGUUUGAUCAAGGUGUUAUUUAUCAUUUUUAUAUAACCAAGUUCAGUUUGUAGCAACUAGGAUUCAGCUCAUAAACAUUUAGUAAAAAUGCUAUGCUUAAGAAAAGUCAGUUUUGUUAAAACUGUCGUACAAUCAUAUUUCUAUGAUUGUAUUUUCUGUGUCGUGAAUCGAUCCAACUGAUUCUUGAAAAAGAAUCGACUCAAUAGAACGAUUCGUUCACGAACCGGACAUCGCUAGUGGUCUUUCGUGGGCGAGUACACACACAGUGUACUCUGUUUUUAAGUAAAACAGUGUCCGUGUCCUGUAGAAUGCGUGUGUAUUUUCAUACAUUUAGUUUGUGCAUAGUUAUCGCUCUUCUGUCUUUAGUAUUUUUGUUCAGUAAACAAGAUGCUGAAAGUUUUUCGACCGGUUUAAAGCAAGUUAGGGCGCCGCUGGAACCAAAACAACGACCCACCGCGACCAAAUCACACAGACUCCGAGAUGUUGCGCACAAGGUGAAUUCACCUGGACAGCGAGAGACGUCGAUGCAGCUGGCUGUGGUGGCCUGUGGAGAGAGACACGGAGAAGCUGUCAACAUGCUCAAGACCGCAGCGGUGCUCAGCAGCCGAGGCUUGAGAUUUCACAUCUUUGCAGAGGAGCAGUUACACUCCAACAUUAAAACAGCACUGGAUUCCUGGCCCGCUUUCAUCCGAGCGAAAUUCAGCUAUGUCGUUCACCCCAUUUCAUUUCCCCAUGAGAACCAUGAAGAGUGGAGUCAGCUUUUCAAGCCGUGUGCAUCACAGAGACUCUUCUUACCGAUGAUUCUGAAGGAAGUGGACUCCUUACUUUAUGUGGACACUGAUGUCCUCUUUUUACAGCCUGUAGAGCUGAUCUGGGACAUGUUGACGCAUUUUAACUCCACACAGUUAGUAGCCAUGGCACCAGAGCACGAGGAGCCGCGGAUUGCCUGGUAUAGUCGCUUCUCCCGGCAUCCGUAUUAUGGAAAAACUGGAAUCAACUCUGGCGUCAUGCUGAUGAAUUUGACCCGGAUGCGAGUGGCACAAUUCAAGAAUGACAUGACCUCUGUUGGUCUACGUUGGGACGAGCUUCUGAUGCCUCUGUUGCAGAAAUACAAGCUUAACAUAACCUGGGGUGAUCAAGAUCUGAUAAAUAUCAUCUUCCAUUACAAUCCAGAAAUGGUAUUUACCUUGCCCUGCCACUGGAACUACCGUCCUGACCACUGCAUCUACGGCAGCAACUGCAUCCCGGCAGAGGAAGAGGGUGUUUUCAUGCUACAUGGCAACAGAGGAGUAUUUCACAGUGACAAACAGCCUGCCUUCAAGGCUGUAUAUGACGCUUUCAAACAUUACACAUUUGGAGAGGAUCUCAUAACAUCAUUUUUGUUACCACUAGAGGAGGCGCUGAAUGGAACCACUCAUACAUACUGUGGGAAAGUUAGUCAUUUCUUUACCAGAGGACUUGGAAAGUCUGUAAGGAUGAUCCAGAGAAUGACUCCAGCAGGUGGCUGAGCCGUGAUGUUGUCACUGAACAAUGACUGAAAUGUAUUCUCUGAGACUGGAUUGAACAGUCACUGCUCUUCACAUUCGAAUCUGUGCAAUGCUAUUGCUGAACGUUCAGUUCGAUGAAUGGGUUGAAUGAUGAAAUAUGAAUUAUGAUACUUCAAGGUGCCAUUUCAUGUCUUAAAAGUUAAAGGGAGAGUCACUGUCAUUAUUUAUUCAUCCAAAUGUCAUUCCAAACCUGUAUGAUGUCAUUUCCAGGAACAAAUAAGCCAAUUUUUUGUUUCAUAUAUAUAGCUAUUGUAUGAUUUAAAGGGAUAGUUCAUCUAAAAAUAAAAAUUCUGUCAUUAAUAACUCACCCUUGUGUCGUUCCAAACCUGUAAGACAUUCGUUCAUCUUCGGAGCACAAAUUUAGAUAUUUUUAAAGAAAUCCGAGAGCUUUCUGACCCUGCAUAGACAACAAUGCAACUGACACGUUCAAGGUAGUAAGGUUACAAAAAUAUUUUAUGACGACUUUAUUUAACACUCAACUUUCUAUGCAGGUCUGAAACCUCUCGGGUUUCAUUAAAAAUAUCUUAAUUUGUGUUCUAAUGAUGAACAAAGGUCUCAUGGGUUUGAAACGACAUCAGGGUGAGUAAUUAAUGACGUAAUUUUCAUUUUUGAGUGAACUAUCCCUUUAAAUCAUACAACCACUAUACUUCUAGGUUGGCUUAUGACAAAAACUACUGUGCACAAAUCAUUGUGCUACUAUUAUGAUUCUUUUAUAGUGCUUUUGUAUGUACUGUUUCUUUAAGACUGAUAUUGAAUGUACUGCAAGAUGUGAUAGCAUCAAUUGGGAAAUACUUGAAAAUGUAAAUACUGUAUUUUACAUAAUGUUCAUA